AUGACGCGAGCUAAACCGAAUGCAAGGCACCCCGCUACGCACCAGCUGCAAGACCAUCCCAUUGAUGGCGGUUUCUCUCAAGUAGAAGUCGUGGUCGUUGGAGCGGGGAUCGCAGGUAUCUUGGCUGGAGUUCUUCUCCCUGCCAAAGUGCCAGGUAUUAAGUUGCGCAUUCUAGAGCGAAACAACGACGUGGGGGGCGUCUGGCUUACAAACAUUUACCCCGGAGUGAAGAGUGACAUCCCAGCAGAUGUGUACCAGAGCACUUUCGCUCCCUCCCAACACUGGACAUGCAAUUAUCCUCCAGGUGCAGAGAUCCAAAGCUAUUGGAAAGGCAUAGCCGAGAGAUACGGCGUGACCAAACACAUCACUUACAAUACAACUGUGCGAAAGGCCGUAUGGUGCAACGACCGCAACAGAUGGGCAGUUCAUACUGUAACCGGUUCAGACAAUCACGAGGCCGUUCUGUAUGCGGAUGUCAUCAUCACGGCAACGGGUACAUUCAGCGAGCCCGAGAUGCCAAACAUCUCCGGAAUGGACGUCUACAGAGGGCGCAUCAUGCACAGCUCCCUAUGGGACCCCUCUGUAGACAUCACUGGCAAACGGCUCGCGCUGAUCGGCAACGGAGCGGCGGGCCUGCAGAUUCUCCCCGAGCUGCACAACAAGGCCGCUCAUGUCGACCACUAUAUUCGCAGCCCGACCUGGAUCUCUCCAUCUUUUGGUGGGGAGGAGAAGUUACUCAGCCAAGGACGUCAGACGGUCCCGCACGAGCCAGACGAGUAUAACCAGUAUAGAAAAGGACUGGAGAGCAGGACGUACUCGCGCUUCAGCAUGUUGUUUAAAGAUCAGGAGCGCAGUAAACAGGCUACCGAUGUUCUCACAGCGUAUAUGCGUCGCCGUCUUGGCUCCAACGCUACAGAAGACGUUUUUGCCAGAACGUUGAUACCGUCAUUCGCGCCAAACUGCCGGCGUCUUACUCCUGCACCUGGUUAUCUCGAGGCCCUCAAGGAGCCCAACGUGUCGCUCAUCACGGAGCCGAUUUCACGGUUCUCAGACGCUGGCGUAGUCACUUCGGACGGCACAGACCGAGCCUGUGAUGUAAUUAUAUGUAGUACCGGCGCCGACGUCUCCUAUCGACCGACCUUCUCCGUCCUGAACGGCAAGGGGGUGGACUUGCGCCAAGCCUGGUCCGAGGGCUUCGAGCCCGGCUUUCCAGACACGUACCUGGGCAUGGCAGCGGCCGAGUUCCCAAACCUCUUCUUCGUCACAGGCCCCAACGCCAUCGGCCAGCCGGGGCCACUGGUGUACAUGAUCGAGAGGCAGAUUGUCUAUCUGGCCAAAGUGCUCCGUAAGAUGGUCACCCAGGGCAUUCUAACCAUGUGCCCGACGCAGGCUGCCGUGGAUGACUUUCGCGAGUACUGCGACGCCUAUUUUCCGCUAACGGUGAUGAGCGAUGCGUGCAGCUCUUGGUACAACGGUCGCGUGCCCAACGGUCGCAUUAUGGCACUCUGGCCAGGCAGCGCGAGCCAUGCCGACGCGGCACGAAGUCACGUCCGCUGGGAGGAUUUUGAGUACACGUACCGAGGGGCUGCUGGAAACAGGUUUGGAUAUUUUGGGAAUGGCUGGACAGAAAAGGAUGUUGAGGCAGCCGCCGAUCCUGGUAAUGUUCCCGACUUUGCGUCCUAUUUGAGUGCGAGUGCUGUGAUGGGUGAUUUGGACUUGUCAAGCUAUCUUGAGUAA
Molecule: messenger RNA, 1737 nt
Organism: Trichoderma aggressivum f. europaeum
Lineage: Eukaryota; Fungi; Ascomycota; Sordariomycetes; Hypocreales; Hypocreaceae
Exons: 3
Coding region: 1-1737 (578 amino acids)
Molecular function (GO): flavin adenine dinucleotide binding; NADP binding; N,N-dimethylaniline monooxygenase activity
Source: RefSeq, a predicted model, not a curated record